GAGGUAUGGCCGCUCGAUUAACAGUUCGUCGCGAAUGACAACUACGCAAGACGGUAAUCAAAUACGUGGAAAUCCGAGAUUGUCUGCGCUUUACAUUCUUAAUUAUGGCAAAUAUGAAGAACAUGUGACGUCGCGCGGAUCAUCGCAAUUAGCACCGCGGAUCUGCGUAAUUUACGCGCCCUAACAUGUUGAGAUUUACUACGUAAAGACAAGUGAUACGGAAGUGUUCAAGCACAUCUGAGCCUAUAUAUAUAUGUGAAAAUGAAUCGAUAUAUAACUUUGAACCAACUGGGCGAUGGAACUUUUGGUUCCGUCGUUCUCGGAGAGCGCAUUGAUACGGGCGAAAAAGUUGCCAUAAAGAGAAUGAAGAGAAAAUAUUAUUCCUGGGAAGAAGCUAUGAAUCUGAGAGAAGUAAAGUCGUUAAAAAAGCUCAGUCACGCGAAUGUUGUAAAACUUAAAGAAGUCAUACGAGAAAAUGACGUGCUAUAUUUCGUAUUUGAAUAUAUGAAAGAAAAUCUCUAUCAACUGAUGAAAGACAGAGACAAACUUUUUCCCGAACCGGUAAUAAGGAACAUGGUGUAUCAAGUAUUACAAGGUCUUGCUUUUAUGCAUAAACACGGUUUCUUUCAUCGCGAUAUGAAGCCAGAAAACUUAUUGUGUAUGGGGCCUGAAUUAGUCAAGAUUGCUGAUUUCGGACUAGCGAGAGAAAUUCGAUCGAGGCCACCGUACACGGACUAUGUAUCAACGAGAUGGUACCGAGCACCGGAAGUAUUGCUACAUUCUACAACUUACAACAGUCCAAUUGACAUUUGGGCGGUCGGUUGUAUAAUGGCCGAGUUGUACACGUUUAGACCUCUGUUUCCCGGAAAGAGCGAGAUCGACGAAAUAUUCAAGAUAUGUUCCGUAAUUGGAACACCUGAUAAAGAAGAUUGGCCGGAAGGGUAUCAGUUAGCUGCGGCUAUGAAUUUUAAAUUUCCGAAUUUUACGCGCACAUCGCUGACCGUUUUGAUACCAAACGCCAGUCAAGAAGCGGUCAUAAUUAUGGAGGACAUGUUACAAUGGAAUCCCAUAAAGAGGCCAACGGCUCAACAAUCGCUCAAAUAUCCGUAUUUUCAAGUCGGCGAUCCGCGUAUUGUUAAUAAUAAAAAAAUUGGCGUUACAUCUCAACGAGAACUCGUCAUGAACAAAAUAAAUCUUCCUCCACCUGCGCCCAAACAGUAUAGUUACUCUCAGGAAGAUUUCAACAGUCUCGUUCAAUCGAGAGCAACCGAGAAGAUAAUGGUUGAGUCCCGACAGCAGUCGCCGGCUUUGCCGUUAUUGAAUCAUAACGAUCACAAGCAUGAGAGCAACGCUUCUAAAUGGGAGGAAGACGAUUUUACCGAUCUUUUGGGAAGCAAAAUCGUCGCGGAAAACUCCAGUGCAACACUCGUUCCCGAUCGAAUAUACAAGGAGAAUCGUGCCAAUUGGAACGCCAAUUAUCAGCAGUCCGACAACUUGAAGCACAGCGGUGUAAAUUGGUCUCUACCAGCGUGGCAGGAACCGCCGUCGAGGAUGUGGUGUGAUCAGUCGAACCAAUCUAUUCAGAUGAAAAACUUGCGCAAAGUCUCAGCGAAACAGCAUUAUCUCAGUGUGGCUCGGUACGUCGCAGGCCAGAGCACAGAUUUGCCAUCCAGAAACGGGGAUUCCGAUAUCAACCGAUCGAAAUUGCUAUUGAACGGGUUCAUCGGUCAGGCAACGUCCAACAAAUAUGAAGGCUUUACAGAGUCUUUCUGGGGAUCUAGGAAUAGUAUUGAGAAUCAAACAAGACAGCAUUAUCUCGCGCGAAAUCGUUAUAUCGCCGAGCAAAGUUUGAGAUUACCUUAUCCUAGCGUGUACGGUACUCAAAGUAUAAAGUCCACCAAUAAGCCCAUCUUUCAACCGAACUUAUUUGGAAAUGUUUUUAAUACGAAAGCCAGCGGCGGACCACACGGCCGAACAGACUGGGCAGCAAAAUAUCUUAAAUGACCGUUAUAGAAAGUUUUUGUUUUUUCCAUCAAUAAUCUGUCAUCAUUUUCUUAGACAACUCUUAAUCUGUGAUAGAACGAUCCUUGUCGUUCCAUUGUUGAGACGUAAAUAGAAAGACAACACGUCUCCUUCCCACGUUACGAUUUUACGGAAGCAAAAUCGCAUGAUUAUAUGGAGGCAUGACAUUUUAAGAUAGAGAGUAGGAUCAAGUGCGGUAUUAUUGGAUCUGAUAGCAUUUUCAUAUAACUGAAGUUUCAGAAACUUCUGAUUAUGUACAUUACUGUAAGUCGUCUAUGUUAUAGUUGACUAUAUACGAGAGGGGACAUUUAAUUUUUUUUGAAGAAGUGGAAUGAGUGGCGAGACGCGAGGAUAUAUAUAUAUAGUUCUGUAAAAGAUAUACAUUAUGUGUAUAUAUAUAUACGUUGUAGGUUCUUUGUAAAUUUAGUAUUUUUAUAAAAAAAUGUUUUUGUUUUUAUAAAAAUGACUGAAUUUUUAAAGAACUGCUAGCAUAUAUGCAACACGCGCGCAUGUUUUAUCACAUGAUUAUUUUCUCUCUAUACUUAUAUAUAUAUAUAUAUAUAUUUUUUGUUUUGUACAUAUUAAUUAAUUAUAUUCGAUGUGCAAAUGGCAUGAUUUACAUGACGGCUGACAUCACACACAUCGUUGCGUUUCGGCGGUAAUUAGAUUUCCGAAUCGUGGAAGCAUCCAUCGCAAAAAUGUCAAUUGUGUAAAGUAUGUUAAUCUGUAUAAUUCAAUUAGUAUAUAUUAUAUAUAUAUAAUCAAUGUCAGAUCGCCAGAUCAUGCCAUAUCCACGUCAGAUACAACAACAAAAAGCAUUUAAAUGAAAAAAUAUAACAUACAAUAAAUAACACACGCAUUUCCUUAUUGCGCGUCAUAUACGUAUUUUUUUAUGUACUUCUGCCGCUAUCUAUAAGAGAGAUCAUAAUUUAUUCUCUCUCUCACAAGAAAAAGAUGAUUAAGUUUUUAUAUUAAUUCGACUUUAUAUACAAAUCGACUGCGCUAUGCAACGCAAAACAAGAGAAUGUCAAAGGUAAGUAAGAACAAAUUAUUUAAAUUAUUUCUUUCUGAGACGGGAUAGAUUGUAAAACGCUUUUUUUCACCUUUGAAUUGUACCAAUGAAAAGAAUACAUCAAGCGCGUAUAUGUGUGUGUACGUGUGAUUAUCUCGAGAUACAGUUUUUAUAUAAGUACACUAUUUUUAAUAAAUUUACACAUACACACACACAAGAGAUUGAUACAUUGAAUACGAAUAGUAAUGCAUAUUGAUUGUUAUAGAUUGAUGUUAGAGAUAAGGUUUUUUUUUUUAAGUGCGAGUGAGUAUGUGAUUUUUAUGAUGAGAAUACAUUUUUUUUCUUCUGGUUACGUGUGUUAAAGAUUACAAUUACAACGUAGCGCUAGAAAUAGCUUCAAAGCAUUAUUCUAUUUUUAAUUCUCAUUAAAUACACAUAUGAAGAACAAAAAAAAAAUAAUGCUUUGGAUCUUUUGAA
This is a messenger RNA of Pseudomyrmex gracilis, 3511 nucleotides long. Its product is annotated as serine/threonine-protein kinase ICK. Gene Ontology annotation, cellular component: nucleus; cytoplasm; cilium. Gene Ontology annotation, biological process: cilium assembly; intracellular signal transduction; protein phosphorylation. Gene Ontology annotation, molecular function: ATP binding; protein serine/threonine kinase activity. NCBI's taxonomy places the organism in Eukaryota, Metazoa, Arthropoda, Insecta, Hymenoptera, Formicidae. Bases 262 to 2004 code for a protein of 580 amino acids. The transcript has 10 exons. The record is from RefSeq and is a predicted model, not a curated record.